Apis florea (little honeybee) is the source of this 2654-nucleotide messenger RNA. RefSeq names its product pseudouridylate synthase RPUSD2. Gene Ontology annotation, molecular function: pseudouridine synthase activity; RNA binding. Gene Ontology annotation, biological process: enzyme-directed rRNA pseudouridine synthesis. Lineage: Eukaryota; Metazoa; Arthropoda; Insecta; Hymenoptera; Apidae. The record is from RefSeq and is a predicted model, not a curated record.
AAAUACGAUUUUUUGAUGUAUAUAUCGAACUUUAUUAAGAUAAUAUCUUCCACUUUGAAGAAUUCUAUCAAUGUAAUCAAAAGAAUUAAGUUUCUCAACCAAAUUUCAAUUGGAGAAGUCAAAGAUAUGGUAGAAAUGACCUGUAUGCAACAGUUGACAGAUCGACAGACACAGUUUGGUAAUACGCGCAAAUUAGAUCUAUCGGAAUGCAUCUUUGUGUUCAAGAGUUCACAAUCGGAUUACGAGGAACCAUUGUCGGAUGAGGAGGUCGAUCUGAAGCCCCUUAGGGAGGCGACGAUCGCCGUCCCGACGCCCAAGAUCUCCGAGAAGCGGAAGGCGGAGGAGGCCGACGCCAGCAAGGACUUGAAAAAGGCGAAGCUAGAAACGAAAGCGUUGAAAGCGAAGAGGCCGGGAUUCACGGACGAGCGGUACAACGAGACGAGCUAUUACGUGGAGAACGGGUUGAGGAAAGUGUACCCGUAUUACUUCACCUUCACCACGUUCACGAAGGGGAGAUGGGUGGGGGAGAAGAUUCUCGAGGUGUUCGCGAGAGAGUUUCGGGCGCAUCCGGCGGAGGAGUACGAGCGUUGCAUCCGUGCCGGUACUUUGACCGUCAACUACCAGAAGGUGGACGUCGACUACAGGCUGCGCCACAACGAUCUCUUGGCCAACGUGGUUCAUAGCUCUCGUUUAUCAAUCUCUCCUACCGAUCUUCGCGAUAAACGAACAAGCUCCGAAUUAGCAACAACAAAUUUACUCCCUCGAAUGCUGGUUCCAGAGCAAGUUUCCCAGACAAUUUUGGAUGACGUUGUUUUGGUGCACCCGUGCGGCCGAUACCGGCACAACACGGUCGUCUUCAUCCUCGCGAAGGAGUACAACCUGAAGAACUUGAGGACGAUACACAGGCUCGACAGACUGACCAGCGGCAUUCUCCUUUUCGGUAGAACGCCGAAGAAGGCGAGGCAGAUGGAGCACCAAAUAAGAAACAGACAGGUUCACAAGCAGUACGUGUGCCGGGUGGAAGGCGAGUUCCCCGAGGAAGAAGUGGUUUGCUCGGAGCCGAUCGAGGUGGUGUCCUACAAGAUCGGCGUGUGCAAGGUUUCGGAGAAGGGGAAGGACUGCGUGACCCGUUUCAAGCGGCUCAGCUACAACGGCAAGUCGUCCGUGGUGCUGUGCAAGCCCCAGACAGGAAGGAUGCACCAGAUCCGGGUCCACCUUCAGUACCUCGGCUACCCGGUGGUGAACGACCCUUUGUACAACCACGUGGUGUUCGGGCCGGAGAAAGGGAAGGGUGGUAACAUCGGGAAGACCGAUCAGGAGUUGGUCAGGGACCUGAUCAGCAUCCACAACGCGGAGAAUUGGCUGGGGAUGGACGGCGACUCGGAGAUGAGCCUGUUCAAGCCGAAGCUUGACAUGGAGGAUCGGGUCUCGUUGGACAAGGACGGCUCGUCGCCGUCCUCCACGCCCGGCCUGGCCGAGGAGGAGCAACAGCAGCAGCAGCAGCAGGAGCAGUCGUCGAAGGUGACGGUCGGCACGCAGACGGGAUCGGAGCCGCCCGACUCCAGUUUCACGAACGACAAGAUGACCGUCGACCCGCACUGCUACGAGUGCAAAGUGAAGUACAGGGACCCGAAACCAUCCGACCUGGUCAUGUAUCUGCACGCGUGGCGCUAUUGCGGCCCCGGCUGGGAGUACGAGACGCCGCUACCCGCCUGGGCGGCCAGCGAUUGGACCGAGGAGGAGCGAUAGUUCGGGAGAUGGAUGACGAGACGAGCUGUCAUCACCCCUCGACAACCCCUUUUUUGAUAUCCUUACCCCGUGCCUUCCAUCCGCCAUCGAGCGAUCUCGACCAUCGUACAUGUACCCAUCCCUGGCUGGUCGCUGGACUCGCGGCUAUGUUGGGGGAGACCGGUUCUGGGGACCCUCCUCUCCUUCGAGUGGUCCGGUCAGCCUGCGCAGAUAUAUUCGAGGCUGUUUGAAUCUGCCGGUCUCGAGGAUGAUUCUUGGACGAAUUGGCAGGUUCGUUACGUUCGUAAGAUGAUAAACGAGGAAGAUCGAUCGACGUAGAGCGAUAUACGAGAUAGAUCUUGGAGAGUAUUCUUGGGUUAAUCGAUGGGGGGGGAAAGAAAGGAAAAUGGUACGGAUCGAUCCUGGCCGGUUCUGUAAACGGGUCGGUCGAACAGCAGUCACUGCCACCGGUGCGCGCACGAGAGAAGAUUGAUGCAACUGUCAACCGCGGGAACCGGAAUGGAUCGUUAUCGUUCGUGUUCUUGAUUUAUGGCCGCGGAUAGGGAAAGUCUGCGGUCUUUUCUAUUACCAACUGCGAAAUUUUUGCUUUCUUUUUUUUUUUGGAACAAUCGAAUAAUCUCUUUUUUUGCGAAUUUGUCCUCUUUACUUUGGAUUAAAGUAAGUAAGCAAGUAAGUAAUUUUGUAGAAUAACAGUUUGAAUUAUGUAAAACCGUAUCAGGGAUUAUAUCUCUAUCCCUAAAAAGCAAACGAAGCAAACUAUCUCUAUUCUUCCUUAAUUGCACUCGUGUAUCUCUUGAUCGAACGUGAAACAGAGAAGAUACAUCGUUCCCUAAUCUAAGUAACCCAUCAUUUUACUCAACUUGUAUGGAUCAUCGUCAAAAAAUUCAAAAAUUUCUACUUUAUUC